CCCCACUCCCGACGCGAGGGGCCCUGACGGCCACACCGGGUUUGGCGGUGAAUCCGUCAUAUCUAGUCUUGAGAGAAGGGUUGAAUCACCACUGCUAUGAUAAUAAUGCUCCAGCGCCAGUUAACCUAUACAUUUAAUUGUAAAAUUAAAACGAUAUGAGUAAAUUCAAAGAAAGAGCUGAACAGAAUCUUAAUGCAAGGAAACAAUUUACACGUAAUCAAGAAGUUGAAAACCCUUGUUGGAAGGAACAUAAUAUAAGUUUAAAAUGUCUAGAUAAAAACAAUUAUGACUACGAGAAAUGUACACUGCAUUUUGAAAAUUACAAAACCUGCAAAACCUUUUGGAAACAUGUAGUGACUGAUAGGACAAUACGGAACAUUCAACCAGCGCUUCCAUUACCUGAAGACAGAGAAAAAGUGAAAGCACAAUACUUCUCAUGAAAGACGAUACUUUGUUAUUUAUAUCUGUAUCUGAUCUAUGUACCAAGUUUAUAUGAAUUUCAUUGUGUCUUUGGAAACAUUUAUUUUUUAUUUAAUUAUGUAUGUAUGUACAUAGAAUAGUAAUCGCAAAUAUAGAAAUGAAAGUACAUUAAAAAUAAGUAUAUAUAGUU
This is a messenger RNA of Osmia bicornis bicornis, 610 nucleotides long. Its product is annotated as coiled-coil-helix-coiled-coil-helix domain-containing protein 7. The transcript has 4 exons. The coding region runs from base 156 to 440 and encodes 94 amino acids. The record is from RefSeq and is a predicted model, not a curated record. NCBI's taxonomy places the organism in Eukaryota, Metazoa, Arthropoda, Insecta, Hymenoptera, Megachilidae.